UCCGAUGAAGAUGAGAAAUUAUACAUACACAUCGACUUUCAGUGUGUGACGGUCUUAGAUCAGAAAAAAUAAACUUUUUCACCAUGCUGAAGUUCGUAGUUUUGGCUGUUGCUGUUUUUGCCGUAGGUGCUCAGGCUGGCGUAUCAAUCCAACACCUUCCUGCAGUACAGGUUGAAUCCGAAGACGCUCCAACAUUCCAAGUCCUCCCCGGCGGAAUCCAAAUCGAAUCUGAGAACAGUCCAUCAUUCCAAGUCCUUCCUGGCUUGGUUCCAGUUGAAUCUGAAAACAGCCCAUCAUUCCAAGUCCUUCCUGGUGGAAUCCAAGUUGAAUCCGACGUUCCUUCAAUCCAACACCUGCCUGGAUUACAGGUUGAAUCCGACUCUCCAUCUUUCUCUCACCUUCCUGGACUAGUUGCUGAAUCAGACUCACCAUCUUUCUCUCACCUUCCUGGACUAGUAGCUGAAUCAGACUCUCCAUCUUUCUCUCACCUUCCUGGACUAGUACCUGAAUCCGACUCACCAUCUUUCUCUCACCUUCCUGGACUAGUUGCUGAAUCAGACUCACCAUCUUUCUCUCACCUUCCUGGACUAGUAGCUGAAUCAGACUCUCCAUCUUUCUCUCACCUUCCUGGACUAGUACCUGAAUCCGACUCACCAUCUUUCUCUCACCUUCCUGGACUUGUUGCUGAAUCCGACUCUCCAUCGUUCUCUCACCUUCCCGGAGUACAAGUUGAACAAGACCCAUGCGCCGUUUGCUUUGGACAAAUGAAAUUGUUGGUGUCUGCUUUGCAAGAAGUUGUUGCUAACUAAG
Molecule: messenger RNA, 810 nt
Organism: Sitophilus oryzae (rice weevil)
Lineage: Eukaryota; Metazoa; Arthropoda; Insecta; Coleoptera; Curculionidae
Exons: 3
Coding region: 84-809 (241 amino acids)
Source: RefSeq, a predicted model, not a curated record